GGGACAUCCUUUUUCACAACACAUUCUAGAUGUUGACUUACCUCAGGGGUUUAGAGAACUUAAAAUCUGGUACGACGGGUCGACUGACCCCUCUCGACAUCUGAGGAGUUUUGAAAACAUGGCGGUGUUGCAUAGCCACAAUGACCCCGUUCAAUGUCGAGCGUUCCUGACGACCCUGCGAGGACCAGCGCAAGAUUGGUUCCAUCAAUUGCCCCCAGGAGCCGUCAGAGACUUUGAUGGAUUUAGCUCAAGUUUUCUAAACCAAUUCGCGAGUGUAAAAGCCCAAGAAAAGUCUUACCUUACUUUGAUAGGUAUGCAACAAAAAGAAGGGAAAUCAUUGAGGGACUAUGUGGCGAGGUACACUCGGGCGUGUGUCGACGUCCCCUCGGCCACUGAGGAAAUCAAGUUGGGAGGACUACUCCCGGGACUGUGCAGAAAUUCUCUAGCAAAGCGACCCAGAAGGACGUUCGACGAU
This is a messenger RNA of Striga hermonthica, 475 nucleotides long. NCBI's taxonomy places the organism in Eukaryota, Viridiplantae, Streptophyta, Magnoliopsida, Lamiales, Orobanchaceae. The record is from the annotation of a GenBank genome assembly.